Entamoeba invadens IP1 is the source of this 1161-nucleotide messenger RNA. RefSeq lists its product as hypothetical. Lineage: Eukaryota; Evosea; Mastigamoebida; Endamoebidae. The record is from RefSeq and is a predicted model, not a curated record. The transcript has 3 exons. The coding region runs from base 1 to 1161 and encodes 386 amino acids.
AUGGAAAUGGAUGUGUUAAAUGCAAUGAAACGUUCCACAUUUGUAUUACAUGUACUUGCAUUGUAUGUGAUGAAUCAAGCUGUCUUGAAUGCGAAAAUGGGUUUUAUCUCGAUAAUAAUGUUUGUGAACCAUGUAAUUCCAUAUUUGAUAAUUGCAUAUCUUGUGAUGUAUCAAAGUGUUCCAUGCAACGCCACAACAUGUCGUUCUUGUUUAAAUGCUUUUUAUUUGGACAAUGGUAUCUGUUCAACAUGUGAAACAAUACAUCCAAAUUGUGAAGUGUGUGAUGAAACCGAUUGUUAUAAGUGCAAAAGUGGACUCUUUUUACGUGAUGGGAAAUGGCUUAACUGUGGCGACCUAUAUGAGAAUUGUACAAGAUGUGAUGAUACAAGGUGUUUGGAAUGUAUGGACCACUUUUAUUUGUCGAAUUACAACUGCGAUAUUUGUAAAACAAAUUGCGAUGUUUGCCACUCUGAAUCAACCUGUUCAAAAUGUUUUGAUGGAUAUUAUUACAAGGAAGAUGACAAGAUUUGUUCGUUGUGUGACAUGAAAGGAUACUACAUUGACAGUAAAAGUUGUAAAAAGUGCAGUGCAACAUGCAUCGAUUGUUUGUCUCAAACAAAAUGUGUGUCAUGCAUCGAGGGGUAUUAUCUCGAAAAUACCACGUCAGAAGAAAUGACAGAAUCUUUUGGAACGUGUACAGACUGUUCAACGCGUGGUUGUAUAACAUGCAAUUCAACAUCGUGUAUCACAUGUGAAAUCAAUAAAUACAUUGACGAAAGUGGGUUGUGUUCUGUGUGUAAACCCGAUAAUGUCAAAAGUAUUUCAUGCUUCAUUGAUGAAAACGGAAACAAAAAAUGUGAGAAGUGCAAACCGGGAUUUUGGAUAGAAAAAUUCGAAUGUGUGACUUGUGAAACGUGUGGAAAACUUAUUAAUUUCGAAGGAAAUUAUUUCACAAAAGAUGAAUUUCAUUGCAAAGAAGUAUCUGGUUCAAAUUGUGUUUUGUGUUUGGAAGAAUAUUAUUUAAAAGACCUACAAUGUCUCAAAUGUUAUGAAAUACUUACAAACUGCAUAAAAUGCGGACUUUUGAAUUACUCAAAUUACAACGAAGUUUACUGUGAUAUUUGUACCAUUGGAAAUUCCCAAAAAGUUGUUAAUAAAUGA